UGUGUCAAGGAAUAAUUUAAAAAAAAAACUAGACGACGAAGCGACUAAAGACCUUCCUCAUCAUUUUUCUCGCAAUGCAGGCUAUUGUUUUCUAUUAUUUGUACAAUUACAAAGGCUAUAAAGAAAUUGGAGGCGAGUUGAAAUCUCCCGAAAUAAUUUCAGGUGUCAACGACAAGGUAAUUUUAAACGUAUUGAAAGAGUUGAGAAAGCCAGUUCAAGAUACAGAUUUUGGCUGUAUCUUCAAAGGGGACAUUAAAAACAAGUCAACAUGGCAGUUUGACUUUAGUGGAUUACCACAACGGAAAUUUGGACAAAGCUAUAUUGAGCAAACAAGUUUUAAUCCUGUAGGUGAAAAUUGGGACUUCUACAAUCCAAUAGGGUUUGUAAAAGGUGGACUAAUCUUAUUGGAGGAUUACGGUACUGGUGUAUUUCAAAGAUUUGCAAUGCUUCACAAAUUGGAAAAGAACGACCAUGUAUUUUUUGAGGUUGAUGGUGAAGAGCUGAUUGAAAUACCGGUUUUCCUAAACAAAACUUUUCUGUACCCAUUUCCAAGGCCAUUUUUGCGAUUAAAUGAAGUAGGCAAAGAAAAAGCUGGACUAUAUAUCACUCAUCCAGUGUUUUAUAUGAAAAGUUUCCGUAUAAUUAACAAAUGGCCAGGAAGUGAUCAAUUUGAAACUGAAAGUGCGUGGAAAAGUUCGUUGGAAUGCCGCAAAAGAAGAAAAGUUUGUGAUAACAUGAUUUACUAUGGUGUUACUUUGAACAAACUUGUACAUGGAAGUAAAAUUAACACCUACUUUAAGGAUUAUGUUUCAAAUGGAGACUAUUCAGGAAAAGAAAAACAAUUGCAGGGGUUGACCAACGCGCUGUCAAUCAUGGCAGAUAAACCUGAAAGAUUUGCUCCAGGUCUAGGUUCAAAAUGUUCUCUUUUUUGUGAAAGAGUUGAAUCAAAAAGUGAACUAGUUUUGUUUGAGAAAAAUAACACAACCGAAGUAAUCCAGUCGAUACGUCUUCGAGUUUACGAUAUGGUAGACGGGCAAAGUAAAAUUUCAAAAAAUUGGCGAAGGAUUCUGAUAACAAUGAAAUGGGAUGACAAGAACCCUCAAGUUUAUGAGAUUCCAUUAGGUGGAAUAUUUAACACUGGCCUUGAUUAUAUUCGGGAGGUGAAAAGUUUGACGACUGGCCUGAGGAAUUUAAGCUGUGAAUUAAGAGGUGAAGAAACCUUAAAAACGAGAAAAUUUGAUUUCACCGCUUAUCUGUUCUAUGAAAUGCCUUUUUGGAAGUCUGCAAAAAUUAGUGUAAAAGUACAUGAAGGUUUUAAGCCUGCAGUGAUUUGCUCACAGAUCUCUUCAAAAAAGUUGACUUUUGAAAAGUAUAACUUUCGUUUAACAGGUUAUUUUAGUGCUAAACUAACGCAGCAAGUACUUUAUCGUGAAGAAAAUAAAGAACUUUUAUGGUUGAAAAGUCAAUGGGGGCAUGUUGUAGCAAUCAAUUUCUUUCUAAGAAAAUAUGCCUAUCAUAGUAUAAUAGAAGAAGAUGUAUUGAUUGAAACAAACGAUGCAAUUGCACCAAUAAUUUCCGGCACUGGUCUAGAAGAUUUUUUUCACUAUUUUCAUACUUUUGAAAGUAUGAUAAAUACAACAGCACCAUUUAAUGGUAACCCACACUUGUCAAGAAAUGGAAAACAUUGUUCAAUCAACUGUUUUCGUCAAAACACAAUGGAUCCAAUUUUGUUUACCACGGGAAUUCGCAUUUAUCUUGAAUCGUUUGCAAACCAGAGACGUAAGAGUUAUCGAAAGUUUCUCAAAACGUCUUCUUCCAUUAAUCAAACUUUGUCUGCAGAUUCUCUAUACACGAUUGUAUUGUAUUAUGGAAACAAAGGAAAAGGGGGAUUAUAUACUGAUAAAUUAAUUUAUUACAAUGAUAUGCAUGGUUUAUCAAAGCGAAUCAGUUUUUUUCCUAAAGAAGUUAAAUUUUUCCCUGUUAGAAGUAUGUUUGAAAAUCAAGUUGGUGAAUUUUUCAACAGAAUGGUUGUUUCAAUGGAGCCAGGGCAAACUGCAAUUCAUUCAUUACUCAUAUUGCCUAAUAAUGUUGGCGUCAUUCUUCGUCGAGAGUAUCACUCAAUGGUUCCAAACCAAAAAGCAAAAGUAACAGUUGAUGGCAAAGAGGCAGGAAUAUGGUUUUGCUCACAAAGGGCAUUGACAAAAGAUUUUUCUCUAAGACAAAAUGAUUAUCUUAUUUCUCCCGAGCAAACUGCUGGGAAAAGAUCAAUCAAAGUUAUGUUAACGGCAAUAACAAGAUGGGAAACCAUUUCUAUUAAAGUACUUACUGUUCUUUUAACAAACUAAUAUUAAACGAAAGAUCUUUUCAUUUGAAAAAACAAACAUUGUCAUGUAUUAGCUUUAAGCAAAUGUAAAAGAGUGUUUAUUCAUUGCAUAAAAAAAGGCCUUUACUUUUUGCAAAUGUAUUCAAAUCCUUUGAUUAAAAUUUUUAAAAUCAAA
Xenia sp. Carnegie-2017 is the source of this 2498-nucleotide messenger RNA. RefSeq lists its product as uncharacterized. The record is from RefSeq and is a predicted model, not a curated record. NCBI's taxonomy places the organism in Eukaryota, Metazoa, Cnidaria, Anthozoa, Malacalcyonacea, Xeniidae. The coding region runs from base 75 to 2345 and encodes 756 amino acids. The transcript has 6 exons.